Orbicella faveolata is the source of this 1787-nucleotide messenger RNA. RefSeq names its product mitochondrial 2-oxoglutarate/malate carrier protein-like. Gene Ontology annotation, biological process: transmembrane transport. Lineage: Eukaryota; Metazoa; Cnidaria; Anthozoa; Scleractinia; Merulinidae. The record is from RefSeq and is a predicted model, not a curated record.
AAAUUUGGGGUCAGCGGUUGGUACCCUACCAUAGUAAUUUGCCUGCGGUUCACUGAGGGUUGCGAGUAGAGUUCGUCUCGCUUAGUUGGCUCCAUUUAGCACAUUCUGAGCAUUACAGAGAAAUUAACAUGAAUGAGAAGAAGCUAGGAUAUAUUCCAAACUAUGCGAGGUUUAUUAUGGGGGGAUCUGCCGGUAUGGGUGCAACUGUGUUUGUACAGCCACUGGAUUUGGUCAAAAACAGGAUGCAGAUGAGUGGUGUUGGUGGUGCUUCAAAAACCCACAAAAGUAGUUUACAUGCAAUUGCCUCCAUUCUUAGACAAGAGGGAGUUUUUGGUGUCUAUAAUGGCUUAUCAGCUGGUCUCUUAAGACAGGCAACAUAUACAACAACGCGACUGGGUGUUUAUACUUCACUAAUGGAACAUUUUAAGAGGUUGUGAGGCUAUCAUUAUAAACUGUGUGUUUGCAUUUUCUUUCACACAGGAAUGACAGCAGGGGCUAUAGGAUCAUUUAUUGGCACACCUGCAGAGAUCUCUCUCAUAAGAAUGACCUCAGAUGGAAGGCUUCCAUUGGAACAACAACGCAAAUACACAAGUGUGUUUAAUGCCUUGUUUAGGAUAACCAAGGAAGAAGGACUUUUUACUCUUUGGAGGGGAUGUGGUCCAACGGUCACUCGAGCAGUUGUUGUUAAUGCAGCCCAACUAGCUACAUACUCGCAAGCUAAACAGAACUUGCUAGCAACAGGUUAUUUUAAGGAUGAUCUGCUAUGCCACUUUGGAGCAAGUAUGAUUAGCGGUUUAGCGACUACGUUAGCUUCUAUGCCUGUAGACAUUGCCAAAACAAGGAUUCAAAACAUGAAGAUUAUUGAUGGCAAACCUGAAUAUCGUGGAGCAGUGGAUGUGUUCGUCAGAGUGAUUCGACAAGAAGGACUUUUCUCACUGUGGAAAGGAUUUACACCGUACUAUUUCCGUCUUGGACCACACACUGUUCUUACCUUCAUCUUCUUGAACAACUUCAAAAGAUGGCAAGAAACCACUAUGGCGUCUCUUCCAGUCUGUAAAAACACUCAGAUUAGAAAGAUGCCGUGUAUCAUUGAUGACUUUUUGAGACUAUUUGAUCGUGAAAAAAAUCUUAGGGUGUUGUCUCGGGUUGACUCAGCUUUCCAUCUUCCAACAAACGAACACCGUUGUCUCUCAUUUCCUCUGGACUUUUUCCACCUUGACAAGAUUGACUCCAGAUAUUUUUGUACAAAAAUGACAGACACGCAUAGGUCACGAAAUCAAAAUUUGGUAACACUAGUAUUCCUUUCAAUUAAUUAAAAUUGUGCGAUGGGUAGACUUUUCAUAAUUAUGGCGGUAAUGGUAUUUAAUGCAUAAUGUUAUUUUGGAAGUUCAGCGCACAAGGUUUUGACCUGCUGAUAGCGUUAUUGUCAGGCAUUCACACUCUUGACAUCCGAGGAAAUGUCAAGUAAAUGAAAGCUAUAUUGUAAAGAUAUAAUUGAUAACUUGAUUGUUUAUUUAGUUCUGUUGCAAGUAAAUCCAGUUUCAUGAAACUUUCGAAUUUUUACUUACUUUUCGAGCACGUUUUGAUCUGAGCGGAGACGGGAAAUUUGAAUUUUAGCUUCCAAUUGAUGAAGUUGUGAAGAGAGAGACACCGCUGAAGACAGAGAGAAGAAAACAAUUACCCAAGUUUAACUGCCAAACAUCUUCAAUCUGUUUUGAAGAUGCCUGUCUCGAACUAUUUACAACUUCUAAAUUUUUGUUGUUUGGAUAAAAUAGUUCUAAAAUUGA